Molecule: messenger RNA, 1782 nt
Organism: Alternaria incomplexa
Lineage: Eukaryota; Fungi; Ascomycota; Dothideomycetes; Pleosporales; Pleosporaceae
Exons: 2
Coding region: 1-1782 (593 amino acids)
Source: RefSeq, a predicted model, not a curated record
AUGGACGAACUCGCGCGCGACUCCAAGCGCAAAUACGUCGCUGAUGAGUCGCCUGUAUUCCAUUUCACUGCCUCUGAGCCCGUCCCCAAGAAGCCAAAAUACUCUCAGCAACUGUCCCGCCUCGCCGAGGCGCGAUUUUGGCGUCUUCCGGUAGAGCUGAAGGACAUGAUUACCGCCAACCUCACCAAAUGUGACCUAAUGGAGCGCUUCGUGUGCGCAUCCGUUCUCAAGCAGCGUGAUGGUAUCCCCGCUGGUACACAUGAUAUGGCGGACUACUUCCUCAGUGCUCUCUACCACGAGAUGGAAUUCUGCCUUGACCCCGAGAGUCUACCCCAGUUGAAAUACCUCAUCGAAGGCUCUACCGUACACAACUUCAGCCUCAUCAAAAGCGUACUCUUCGACACCUUCGCGACUACAUCGAAGGUUGGGCUUGAGCCAAUACUCCACAAGUUUCCACGAACCGAUGCUAAUUUACGCAUCGUAUCGUUCACAAUGGAGUCCACUAUCGGCUUGGAGGCCCUGCCAGCUCUCAAGCAAUUCUUCAGUUCCAGUUCUCCCUCGCUAGAAGUCAUCGUUGUUCCAACAUGGUACGACGGCGACAUCACCAACAUCUCGACGAUGCACGAUAACGCAGCAGCAACCGCAAACCUAACGAGCCCCUGGACUCUACUGAAGCCCAAGACCGCGAAACAGCUGGAGCACAUCAACUACCACAACAAGAUCGCUACCCCCAACGGUUUAGCACUCGAUGACAAGUACCACGAGGCACAUAUACUCCAGCAAACAGGCCCGUUCAACAUGCAUGUCGCUCUGAAGAGGAAGCGGAUUGCGCCUAUCAACGCUCCAGGCCAUCACUCGGAAAGGCUAGAUGUGCUGAGUCACUGGAAUGCCCCUGUCGGUCUCUGGCGCUCCCUAGUCGCGGAAACCAACGGAUACAAAGUACGUGGCUUUAGUAUCUUUGCUGAACCUCCUAUUGCGCCUCGUCCCGCACUGCCGCUUGGACCCAUUGUUACCGGUAUGGGUUGGUCGAGGACUAUUGCCUUACAGGAGCUACGUUUAAGCUACAUCGACUGCACCACAUACGGCAAAGGAUUGCUCUCUUCGGAGCCAGAUGAUGUACCCGCGACGUUCUCAUUCAGUUCCCUUAAGCUUCUUAAGAUCAACGGAUGUAUGGGCAACGCCGAGUUCUUGCACGGUCUACGCAAGCAAUCCGCCGACGUGGAGACCUUCCUCUUCUCUGUUCACGACCAGCACAUCACUACCGACGAGGAAGAAGCCAUUGUACAGCUUGUUCGCUCUUCCAGCAACUUGCGUAGUCUGUCACUCGGGUAUACAACUCCACCAGUCGUCAAGGUCUCAAGUCCGUAUGCAGGCCUACCUGGCAUCCUCAACGACUAUUUGGACGAUCCCAACGAUGACUUUGCCGACGACAAGUCUGCGCCAAACGCCCGUCAGGACGAAGUGGAGGCAGUGAGCAACGUACAACCUCCUCAAGGCCAGUCUUCCGUCUGGGUCACAGAGUAUGGUCGGUUUCCGCUGGCUCGCCUUUUCGGUCCCGUCAACUAUACCAUUCGCAGCUUGACCCUGACGCAAAGCCUCCGCUCUGAGAUGAGCCAUGACGAUCUGUCAUACAUCGGAGUAGUUUGCCCUUACCUCACGGACCUCGCCAUCGCAUGCCCUCUCAUCGAGAUGGCCGUGAUAGAUAACAACCUCGACGCCCACAUGAAGGCACAACUGAAGGGCCUCGCGAAGGUUCUCCGAGCCUACCCACAGCUCAAGUAA